Molecule: messenger RNA, 495 nt
Organism: Racocetra persica
Lineage: Eukaryota; Fungi; Glomeromycota; Glomeromycetes; Diversisporales; Gigasporaceae
Source: the annotation of a GenBank genome assembly
AUGGGCUGGAUGAAUGUUAUCUUUUUUUUAAUAACAGCCAUUGGAUGUAGGCGGAUACAGUGGGAAAAAGCAAAAUGGGGUAAAGAAAGAUCGGGAUUCACUAAAGAACAACAAAAAGAAUUCUUUAGUCAAUCAAUUUCCAAUUCCGAUAAAUUAAAUCAAACCAAUAAUGAUAGUGUUUCGAUUAAUUCUCGUCAAAUAACUACACCUAAUUCGUUAAAAGUCUCUCCGGAACAAGCUACAACGCAAAAACCGUUAAAGAUUUCUCCGGAAAUCGCUAAUAUUAAUGGUAGUAAUACGAAAAAUAGUCAUAGAAGGCAAGAAUCAGAGUUAUAUCCCGAAGAACCAUCAACACCGGUGGUGUGCCAACAAUUGUUCCCUCAACAGCAUUACCAUUCGGAUCAACGACAAGAAUAUGAUAUGGAUAUGGAUCACUCACAGCAUUCCGCAUAUUCCUAUCAUCCGGAGAACGGUCAAUAUGAAGGGUAUCCUUAG